Molecule: messenger RNA, 669 nt
Organism: Arxiozyma heterogenica
Lineage: Eukaryota; Fungi; Ascomycota; Saccharomycetes; Saccharomycetales; Saccharomycetaceae
Gene: VLD1
Product: Vld1p
Exons: 1
Coding region: 1-669 (222 amino acids)
Source: RefSeq, a predicted model, not a curated record
AUGAGGGAAUCAAGUAAUUGUUUGCUCCUGUUAGAACAAUUAUAUUUACUCAGCCAUACAUGCAUUUAUCUUAGAUACUUGUUAGAUAGAUCGAUCUUACUGGGGAUUCUUCAAGUAUCUAUAUUGUACACACUCACUUUCAUAGAGAGGCUAUUCAAAGAAAGCGAAGAAAACGAGGAUGAGUGGGAUAUUAUCAAAUUACUCAUUUUGAAAGGGUUACGCAUGCUCCAACUGUUAUUUGUUGUGUCUGUUUGUUAUUGUUUACUUUUAAGGUACCUCAAUUCUGCCCCACAGGGUAAAUUGGCAUCCAUUCUGUUUAUUGGGGAGUUCGAUGAUAGACAGCAUGAUACAAAGUUGUAUAGAUACAAAAUACUCUGUUUGAUCUAUGUAUUAGAUAUCUUUUUAAUGUUGCUACCGUUGAUCAUUGUAAGUAUAUUAGCAAAUGAAUCAUUUUCAAGUGAAAUUCUUAACAGAGACCAAGAUGAAAGAACAGAUCAAAUUGACAAGAUUUUGGAAUCUUUUUUAGUAAAUACAAAAGAGAAAUACGGUAUAAUGACCUUGUUGGGAAUGAAUCUAUUUGAUGAUGCAUUACCAUUAAUUCGUGAUAACAACAACGAUAACGACACCAAUUAUCGAAGAACAAACAACUAUGGCAGUAUUGUAACUUAA